AUGAGCUCUAGUCCCGCGGCGCGCCCAGCCCCAUCUGAGUUAGCUCCUGGCCUGCCCCGCCGGGCGGCCGUCAACUUGAGCACCCUGGCGCGGGGCACGGGCGUGCGGGGCCCUGCGGGCCGGCCGGUGCUCGCAUUGUUGCUGCUGCUGGCGCUGCUGGCGCUGCCCGCUGGCGCCUGGUACAAGCACGUGGCGAGUCCCCGCUACCACACAGUGGGCCGCGCCGCGGGCUUGCUCAUGGGGCUGCGCCGCUCGCCCUACAUGUGGCGCCGAGCGCUGCGCCCCGCUGCCGCGUCCCUUGCCUGGGACACCCAAGGCCUGGGCGCGUCCCCCCAGGGGCUAUCCGCCAAAGACACCCUCUCUCCGGCGCCCGUCCCUCGCGGUGCUCUCCUGCUCUCCUCGGGGGUUCGGGAACUGUUGGAGAUGGGACGCAGGUACUCCCGCGCAGGGCGCGAACUGCGCAGCCCGAGCCUGAACUGGAGCCGCGGCAGGGCGCCCAUUCCUGGACCUCCGUGA
Molecule: messenger RNA, 516 nt
Organism: Neomonachus schauinslandi (Hawaiian monk seal)
Lineage: Eukaryota; Metazoa; Chordata; Mammalia; Carnivora; Phocidae
Product: neuropeptide W-like
Exons: 2
Coding region: 1-516 (171 amino acids)
Biological process (GO): G protein-coupled receptor signaling pathway; feeding behavior
Molecular function (GO): G protein-coupled receptor binding
Source: RefSeq, a predicted model, not a curated record